Molecule: messenger RNA, 1701 nt
Organism: Triticum turgidum subsp. durum (durum wheat)
Lineage: Eukaryota; Viridiplantae; Streptophyta; Magnoliopsida; Poales; Poaceae
Source: the annotation of a GenBank genome assembly
AUGUCAACUCCUGCUUUGUAUCCUACUAUAAAUACCCAAUCGAUCCGGGAUCCCAAGCACCAAACAACACAACCAUUAGCAACUCCUAAUAGUUGCCGGCCACUGCAAGUAGUUAAGCUUAGCUCCAAGGAGCUAGCAGAGAAGAAGCCCAGCUCCGUAAGGAGAGGAGAGGCAGAAAUGGAGGUGGAGGCCAGCGCUCAUGGUGACACGGCGGCGAGCAAGUUCACGCUGCCCGUGGACUCGGAGCACAAGGCCAAGUCCUUCAGGCUCUUCUCCUUCGCCAACCCACACAUGCGCACCUUCCACCUCUCGUGGAUUUCCUUCUUCACCUGCUUCGUCUCCACCUUCGCUGCGGCUCCGUUGGUGCCAAUCAUCCGUGACAACCUCAACCUCGCCAAGGCCGACAUCGGCAAUGCCGGAGUGGCGUCCGUGUCAGGGUCUAUCUUCUCCAGGCUGGCCAUGGGCGCCAUCUGCGACCUUCUUGGGCCGCGGUACGGCUGCGCCUUCUUGGUCAUGCUCUCGGCUCCCACGGUCUUCUGCAUGGCCGUCAUUGAUGACGCGUCGGGCUACAUCGCAGUCCGCUUCCUCAUCGGCUUCUCCCUCGCCACAUUCGUGUCGUGCCAGUACUGGAUGAGCACCAUGUUUAACAGUAAAAUCAUCGGCACGGUGAAUGGCCUCGCGGCCGGGUGGGGCAACAUGGGUGGCGGCGCCACGCAGCUCAUCAUGCCCCUCGUCUUCCAUGCCAUCCAAAAGUGUGGUGCAACACCCUUUGUGGCAUGGCGUAUCGCCUACUUUGUGCCGGGAAUGAUGCACAUUGUGAUGGGCUUAUUGGUACUCACAAUGGGUCAAGAUCUCCCUGAUGGCAACCUUGCAAGCCUCCAGAAGAAGGGAGACAUGGCCAAGGACAAGUUCUCCAAGGUCCUUUGGGGAGCCGUCACCAACUACCGGACAUGGAUCUUUGUCCUCCUCUAUGGCUACUGCAUGGGUGUCGAGCUCACCACUGACAAUGUCAUCGCCGAGUACUACUACGACCACUUCCACCUAGACCUUCGCGCCGCCGGCACCAUCGCUGCUUGCUUCGGCAUGGCCAACAUCGUUGCACGUCCUAUGGGAGGAUACCUCUCCGACCUUGGCGCUCGCUACUUUGGUAUGCGUGCUCGCCUUUGGAACAUCUGGAUCCUCCAGACAGCUGGCGGGGCCUUUUGCAUCUGGCUCGGUCGCGCCUCGGCCCUCCCCGCCUCGGUGACUGCCAUGGUCCUCUUCUCCAUAUGCGCCCAGGCUGCAUGUGGCGCUGUAUUCGGUGUCGCGCCAUUCGUUUCCAGACGUUCCCUUGGGAUCAUCUCUGGGCUCACUGGCGCUGGUGGCAAUGUGGGCGCGGGGCUCACACAACUUCUAUUCUUCACAUCAUCGCAAUACUCCACUGGGAGGGGUCUCGAGUACAUGGGCAUCAUGAUCAUGGCUUGUACGCUGCCUGUCGCUCUUGUGCACUUCCCACAGUGGGGCUCCAUGUUCUUCCCAGCCAACGCCGAUGCCACAGAGGAAGAGUACUACGCCUCCGAGUGGUCGGAGGAGGAGAAAAGCAAGGGUCUCCAUAUCGCAGGUCAAAAGUUUGCCGAGAACUCCCGCUCGGAACGUGGUAGGCGCAACGUUGUCCUUGCCGCAUCUGCCACGCCACCCAACAACACGCCACAACACGUAUAA